CAGAAGAGCUGAUGCACCACAGUAUGAGCAGUUUGAGUAGAAUAAAUAAGUCGACUGUGCUUUGAUGAGUGGGUUGGAGGCUGCUGCUAUUAUUCCUCAUUGGUCCCAUCAUGACAGCUGCAAAACCUUUGCCUCUCGCUUUCUCCUCCCCUUGAAUUGGCUGCAAUGCCCUUCUCUGUCGCCUCUCUCUCUUCCCUCCUUGUUGCUGUCUUUGAAGAUUCUGCUGGAUCUCACAGCCUACCUUCUUCUUCCUCCGUUAAUGGCUUAGUGUAGCUCUGCUACUUUGCCUUCUUGAUUUAUCUGUGCUGGUUUCUUUCCUUGCCACUGUCAAUUUUGCAGACUAUCAAGCACCGAGGGACUUGGAAUCUUUCUUCGCCCUCUAGAUUUCCACCUCCUCUGCUCCUCUUCUAAGCAUCACAGCAACCAAAUUCUUCCAAGAUUUGAUCUUUAUCCAAAAUUUGCUCUUCUCCACACCUUUUCCCAUCGACUUUGUUCCCAAAAUCUGAUUUUUUUUUGCCACCACUUGUUAUGAUUCCACGCAUGUUGCAUCUCCAUAUCUGGAUCGCAGUCUCUUGCAACAGCUGAGCUUCUCUUCCCACCAAGAAGACAAAGGAGGGGGCAACGAUGUCUGGUUACGAUCUCUCGAAGAAAACAGUCAUCUUUGGGCUCCAUUUGUGGGCUGUGGUCGGCAUCUGCAUUGGCGUCGCCUUCGUCCUCCUUCUCUUCCUGAUCUCCCUCUGGAUCGCCUACAAGCGCAGCAGUAGCUCCUCCCGGAAGCACACCAUCCCUAAAGUCCCCAAAGAAAUCCAAGAAGUACAUGCUGGAUCUGCGCCUUCCCAUUCCUCCGAAGCCGAGCCCUCUCCUCUGCCCAGCAAGCAGCCAGAUGAGGAGAAGCCGAUCAUGCUGCAGAGGAUUCACGUCGAGACCGGGAAGGAGCACCGCAUCACCUACCCAGAGCGCGGCAGCGGCGGGGGUGGCGGGUCGUCGCAUGGGAGCGGAGAGAGCCGGUCGGUGGACCAGGCGCCGGCCUCGGUCCCUGAGGUGUCCCACUUGGGCUGGGGCCACUGGUACACCUUGAGGGAGCUUGAGGUAGCGACCGGCAUGUUCUCAGAUGAGAAUGUCAUUGGAGAAGGUGGAUACGGCAUUGUCUAUCAUGGUGUCUUGGAAGAUGGCACUCAGAUUGCAGUCAAGAACUUGUUGAAUAACAGGGGCCAGGCUGAGAAGGAAUUUAAGGUUGAAGUGGAAGCAAUAGGACGUGUUCGCCACAAGAAUCUAGUGAGAUUGCUAGGAUACUGUGCAGAAGGUGAACAUAGGAUGCUUGUUUAUGAAUACAUAGAUAAUGGGAAUUUAGAGCAAUGGCUUCAUGGGGAUGUUGGUCCUUCCAGUCCUCUUACUUGGGAAAUUCGAAUGAACAUUAUAAUUGGUACAGCAAAAGGGUUACUGUACUUGCAUGAAGGGCUAGAGCCAAAGGUUGUUCACCGAGAUAUUAAAUCAAGUAACAUACUGCUUGAUAAGCAGUGGAUUCCCAAGGUUUCAGAUUUUGGACUGGCCAAGCUACUAGGCUCAGGGAGGACCUACGUGACCACGCGUGUGAUGGGAACUUUUGGGUUCGUGAAUACUGUCUUUUGCAACUUUGUAAUACAUGGAAGAAGUAUAUUGUUGCAAGGACUGAUAAAUAACAUUAGCUUCUUUCUUGCUUGUAGUUAUGUGGCUCCUGAGUAUGCUAGCACUGGUAUGUUAAAUGAGUCAAGUGACAUAUAUAGCUUUGGCAUUCUUAUCAUGGAAAUAAUAUCUGGUCGGAGUCCAGUCGACUACAGCAGACCACCAGGCGAGGUUAAUCUGGUAGAUUGGCUUAAGACAAUGGUAAGUAAUCGAAAUUCUGAAGGUGUCUUGGAUCCAAAAAUUCCCGAGAAACCAUCAUCAAGGGCAUUAAAAAGAACACUUUUAGUUGCAUUACGAUGUGUGGAUCCUGAUUCACGGAAGAGGCCAAAGAUGGGACAUAUUAUUCACAUGCUUGAAGUCGAUGAUUUCCCUUACCGAGAUGAUCGUCGAGCAGGAAAGGAUCCAAGGCAAACAAGCCAUGAAAGUCCACGAGACAAAGAAAGACUACCGGAACAGCCUGUGACCACCGAAUCAGGUGCUACUAGCGGGAAUGAGAGUGGCACAAGAUGUUAGACAUUCUCGCUGGUGAAAAGAUCUCUCCGAUGAUACAGAAAUGCCUCCCAGUCUUUCUUGUAUCAAGACCAAGCAACAUCUCAGAAACCUAAUUGUCGAUACACACUUGUUCUUUGUGUCGAUAAGUGGCUCAGAUGAAUGUUGAGCCUCCGUUUGUAUAUGUUGUUUCAUGUUAGUUCUCGUGUACAAAGCUAUGUGCCAUCGACCAUACUAUGCUGUAUCAUUUCUUCAUUUGUACUUGAUGAAGCUCUUCCGAGUGGAUUUUUGUUUGAUGAA
Molecule: messenger RNA, 2451 nt
Organism: Musa acuminata subsp. malaccensis (wild Malaysian banana)
Lineage: Eukaryota; Viridiplantae; Streptophyta; Magnoliopsida; Zingiberales; Musaceae
Product: probable serine/threonine-protein kinase At1g01540
Biological process (GO): protein phosphorylation
Molecular function (GO): protein kinase activity; ATP binding
Source: RefSeq, a predicted model, not a curated record